CAUGCCACUCCUUUAUAUGAAUAAUACCCGGCCCUUUUCGACAUUCUUGAGGAAGAGCGGGAACAAGGGGGCAUUGUAGGAGCUCAAAGUCUGAAGAGCUUGUUGGCCGUUGGCCAUGGCCGGGGGAGGAGCCAAAGCCGGCGGCGACGCGGAGAUAACGCUCGAGCACACGCCGAUAUGGAUCGUCGCGUCCGUCUGCUCUGUCAUCGUCGUCAUCUCCCUGCUCUUCGAGCGCAUGCUCCACCGCCUAGGCAAGAGGCUAUCCAAAGGCCGCAGGAAGCUGCUGUACGAGGCCCUCCUCAAGGUCAAAGAAGAGUUGAUGCUGAUGGGGUUCAUAUCCCUGCUGCUCAACGUGUUCCAGGGCCCCGUGCAGAAGAUAUGCGUCCGGGAGAGCGUCAUGUACCACCUCGUGCCCUGCCCGCGGCCGCCGUCCAGCACCAGCGGCACCGUGUUCACCGGCGUGCUGGGCAGCACUAGGAGGCUCCUUGCAGGAGGAGGCACUAACAGUGACUACUGCAUGAGUAAAGGCAAAGUUCCAAUUCUUUCAGUUCAAGCUAUUCAUCAGUUACACAUAUUUAUCUUCGUCCUAGCAGUCACACAUGUAGUUUUCAGUGCUGUUACCAUUAUUCUUGGAAUCACACAGACAAGAAACUGGAAAUGUUGGGAGGAGAAGAUACAACAAAACGAUGAUAGUGGUCCUCAAAUGAUCAAGCAUGUGCAAGAAUUCAAGUUUAUCCGAACUCACUUUAAAGGUCACGGAAAAUGGUGGAAAGUAUUCGGUUGGCUGCGUUCUUUGUUCAAACAAUUAUAUGGGUCAGUCACUGAGGAGGACUACACAACCAUGCGACUUGGCUUCAUUAUGAAACACUGUAGGGGACAUCCAAAAUUCAACUUUUAUAAUUAUAUGAAUAGAACACUGGAGGCUGAUUUCAAGAAAGUUGUUGGCAUAAGUUGGUACCUUUGGGCUUUACUAAUGGUAUUCUUGCUACUGAAUGUCCAUGGAUGCUAUGUCUACAUUUCGAUAUCAGUCGCCCCUUUCAUUUUGCUACUUGUGGUUGGAAGUAAGAUGGAGCAUAUCAUAACUGAGUUGGCUCUCGAGGUUGCCCAGAAGCAUACGGCAAUAGAAGGCGAUCUAGUUGUAACCCCUUCGGAUGAAUUAUUUUGGUUCCACCGGCCUAAACUAGUCCUUCUCUUGAUCCACAUCGUCUUGUUCCAAAAUGCAUUUGAGAUUGCAUUUUUCUUUUGGUUGUUGGUAACAUUUGGAUUUGAAUCAUGCAUUAUGGGAGAACCCGCAUAUGUUAUUGCUCGACUCGUAAUAAGUGUCAUUAGCCAACUCCUCUGCGGUUAUAGCACCCUUCCUCUCUACGCGGUCAUCUCUCAAAUGGGAAGUUCGUUCAAGAAAACCAUGUUCGAUGAGAAUAUAUCUGAAGGCCUCAACAAUUGGGCCCAAAAUGCUAGGAGGCGCAAAAGAAUGGCAGCAACAAAUGUAGGUGACAAUUCACCUAUUGGUGAGGGUGGUGGAAUUCAGAUGACAAAUGCAAGGAGAGACUUAGCAAUAGAGUAAGGGACUGCUUGGCUAAUCUAAGCGAACAUAUGAACAUGCCAAUAUACAAUGUAUGCUUCGUGGGCUGUGUAUUGUCCUGUUUGGGCUUUGGUCUUCACACUGGGCUCUUCAGACUUGUUGAAUUUGAUUUUUCUCCUAUGAAAUGUUAG
Messenger RNA from Phragmites australis (common reed), 1713 nucleotides. Its product is annotated as MLO-like protein 1. The record is from RefSeq and is a predicted model, not a curated record. Lineage: Eukaryota; Viridiplantae; Streptophyta; Magnoliopsida; Poales; Poaceae. Gene Ontology annotation, biological process: defense response. The transcript has 14 exons. Gene Ontology annotation, cellular component: membrane. The coding region runs from base 116 to 1564 and encodes 482 amino acids.